AAAUUAAAUAUUCAACUCUUUUCUGCAUUUUGAGAUCUCUUCGGACUCUAGAAAAUGUAACCUCAAAAAGUUAUGAUUAAAACGGCGAGAUCCACUUUUCCAAAAAAUAAAUCGAAAUAUACAGGGUGAUCCAAAAAAACUUAUCGCCUGUGUAGGCAUUUAUUGACUUUCUUGUGUACAAAUAUAAUUGAACUUUUUAUCAUUAGUUUAUUCAAAUAGAGCAAAGAUUUCUGGACAAAAUGAGACGUCUCCGAGCUCUCGAAGAGCUUUCCUCAUGAAAUAGCAUUCCAUUUACGGAAGGUUUCAUACCACCAAAAUCGGGACAAUUAAUGGGCAAGCAAGAAAAAUAUGCUCUUGGGACCUUCCGUAAAUUCAUCACCCUGUGGCUAGCAGCGUUUUAAUCAUAACUUUUUGAGGAUAGAUUUUCUAGAGUCCCAAGAGAUCUCAAAAUGCAGAAAAGAGUUGAAAAUUUAAUUUAAGACGUUUCCGAGCUUCUACGAUUUUUCGUUGCGAAGAUUUUAUAGGGACUCCCGUCACGGGAUCCUGCCGGGACUCUCGCGGAACAUUUUUCAAUUUUGUUUAGAUUUUUCGGGAUUUUACUGGGACUCUCGCGGGAGUUUAUCAAAAAGUCCCACGGGACUCCCGACGAGACCCCGUGACGAGUCCCGUGGGACUCUCGCGGGACUUUUUUCCGGGACUUUGGCCGGCAGUCUCGACUAGGGAUUUCAUGAUCAAUAUAUCAAAAACAUACUUGGUAAUUACACUUGAUUAUAUAAUAGUUAACAAUGCGUUGUUGGUUCAUUUUUAAGAUAAUUAUCUUCGGGUAUAUAAUAUUUCACUUGGAUUAAACUAUAAGAGGCAGUAGUAUUGGAGGAUCAUUUCCCUAACUGAUUGGAUACGAAAAGUCCAAUAACUUUUUAGAGAAAAAGCAAAAAGAAUAUCGUAGUAAUAUAAUAUAAUAAUAAUUUAUGUGUAAAUGACGAUUAUAUGGAUUAUAUUUCUUUAGUAUAUAUUUGAAAUAUAAAGUAUGAAAACAUUGACACUUUAUAGAUUAUAUGCAUAUGAAUGCCUAGAAUAAAUAUCUUGUAAUUUGUUUUUUUCUUAAAUACUAUUGCCACACUAAACACGAGCACUUCAGCAACGAUUCUCAUAGACUUGAUUUCACUAUAUUUUUAAAAUUGAUAUACUUGGAAAUAGUAACAUGUUUCUGUUUUUGUUUCAGAUUAAAUUUGUUUAUUUUGUUUUUAAUGUCAUUAUCUAUCAGUAAACGUCUCGUUGAUAGUUUCCAUCGUAUUCAUAAUUAUUUACGAAUAUCUCUCACUGAACGAUGUAAUUUACGUUGUGCUUACUGUAUGCCUGAGCAAGGUGUUGAUUUAUCACCAAAUAAUAAUAUAUUAAAAACCGAUGAAAUUUAUCGUCUAGUUAAAAUAUUUACGUCCUAUGGAAAAAUAAACAAAGUGAGACUUACAGGAGGAGAACCAACAUUGCGAAAAGAUUUAGUUGAUAUUGUUCGUUUAAUUAAAAGUUGUGAUGAAAUAAAGACAAUUGGUAUAACAACAAAUGGUGUUUUAUUAAAUCGUUAUUUAAAACAACUACAUCAGGCCGGUCUCAACUCACUGAACAUUAGUCUGGAUACAUUAGUUAAAGAAAAAUUUGAGUUUCUAACCCGACGUUUAGCGUUCACACGAGUCAUUGUAAACAUUCGCGAAGCACUUGACAGUAAUUAUUUUCCCUUGAUUAAAAUCAAUUGUGUUGUAAUGAACAAGUUUAAUUGUGAUGAGUUAUGUGAUUUUAUUGAGUUAACUCGUAAUCAAUCAACAUUAGCCAUUCGAUUCAUUGAAUAUAUGCCAUUUGAUGACAAUAAAUGGUCGGAUAAAAAAUAUUUUCCCUAUCAAGAAAUGUUAAAAUUAAUAAAACAACAUUAUUCAUCAACAGAUGUUGAACAAAUCGUAUCAGAUGAUAAACAUGAUACAACAAAAUGGUAUAGAAUAAAAAAUUAUCAAGGACGUUUUGGUUUUAUUAGUUCAAUGAGUGAACAUUUUUGUUCGACAUGUAAUCGUGUAAGAUUAACAGCCGAUGGUCAAUUAAAAGUGUGUUUAUUUGAUAAUAAGGAAGUAUCACUGCGAGAUCCAAUGCGAAUGGGCUACUCAGAUGAACAAAUUUAUGAGAUUAUUCAACAAACUUUAUAUAAGAAAGAAAAAGAACAUUUACCAAUUGAUGUAUUAGAUAAAAGGAUUGUAUACAAUUAUCAUUUGUUUCAGAUGCCAUCAUUUCAUUUGAAUCAAAUUCUUGUCAUCAUCUAUAACAUUCUUAUUUAUACACAAUUAUUGAUCAAUGUAUCUGAAUCUGGCGAACAAUGCAAUGAUACUCGUACGACAUAUACCGACUGUGACGCUGACAAUAAACUAAGAUGGAUUAUUGUUGUACCGCGAGAAAAAGAGUCAUGUCUAAACAAAGAAUUGCCACAACCAAAAUCUAUACUAUGCGAUACGAACUGUUUAUCGGGUACAUAUAUGGAUAUUAACAAAAAAAAUUGUACAGAAUGUCCCAGUGGAACCUUUUCAAUCGGUGGUGGUGUUCGUUAUACAUUUGAUCAAAAUUUAACUUUACCAUCAGCUUUUACUAUAAAUUCUUAUUCGUUUAAAGAUAGUACAAUAUCUGAAACACCUUUUACUGCUGAUGAUGAUGAUGAUGAAGAAAAUAAUGAUUGUGAAUCAGCAAAAUGGACAAUAACUGGCAAUGUUAUUCGAUCAGAUCUUCGUCGUAAUUGUGUUGUCCAAUUAAUGCUAAAAAUAACAUUAAUACAUCGAGGUUAUAUUGAGUUUCUUUACAAUAAUGUUGGCGAGAGUUUGGCUUUUUUAAAAAUUGACUCACAGUGCGGUGAUAAAAAACAAAAAAAAAGUAUGCCGAAAUAUGUUUUUAAAUCAACAGGACAAGGUGUAUGGAAAUCGAAAAGGAUACAAUUAGAAAAAGAGGGUCAAUAUCAAUUUUCAUUUUAUGUCUUAGAUAUUAUGGAUAAUCAUUUUCCAGUAUCAAUAAAAUCAAUUGAAGUCCAGGGUGUUUCUUCUCUUCCAGAAUGUCAGCCAUGUCCAGCAGGAACUUAUUCAAAUAAAAUUGGUGUUUCAAAUUGCUCAGUAUGUUUAAGAAAUACCUAUUCCACAAGAGGUUCAACAGAAUGUACUCCAUGUAAUGAAAAUCAAUUUUCUGAAUGCCAAGCAUGUAAUUCGAAUUUAUCAUUGACAACUGGUCUUUAUUAUAAUCAAUGGCAUGUUAUGCCACCCUAUUUGGAUCGAUUAUGUUUCGAGUUAGAAGGAACUGAAGGUACUACGUGUUUUGGAAAUCAAAGUUGGACUUUAGAAAUGGAUUAUCUAACUUCAAUAGUAAAUAAUAAUAUCUACAGUGUACUUGAACUACCAAUUGAAAACGGUUUUAAAGACACAUCUAUGAGCAAUGAUUAUGGUACAUUAUAUUUUAAAUUUUCAAUGAAAUGUUUGCUGCCAUGUGAAUUGUUUUUAGCAACUUCGGAUGCGAAUAGGCAACGACUUGAUAUAAUUAAAAAAUGGUCAUCUAAAAAGGAUACUAGUGACCAUAAUAACAUAAUAGAAUAUCGGUAUACCGUCCAUGAGUCAAUACCAGUAUUAUUCACAUGGAUAUUUGGUCGAAAAUCUCCAUAUUCUGAAAUUAGUAUCGAUACAAGUAGUAUUGAAAUUCGAAUAUAUGAAAUACAUGUACGAAAUACAAUUGAUGGAGGAGCUGACAGUUGUGUUACAUGUCAAAUAAUUGAUGAUAAACAUCCAGGAUGUAGAGUAUGUCAACCUGGCUUCAUUAUUUCAAAUGGUACAUGUUUACGUUGUGAGAAUAACACAAUCGUCAGUCAAAAUAGAACAUCGGAUAAAAAAAAUGAUAAUCAACAGCAAUAUUGCGCUAAAUGUCCACGUAAUACCGUUUCAUAUGACGGUGUUACAUGCAUAAUUGAUUGUAAACAAACGUUUGAAACACAAUUUAAUUAUGAUUUAACUCGAAUAUCGAGUGUUGAAUUUCAAAGUUCAAAAGUAUUCUCGCAAGAAGGCUUUCCUUAUUCUCAUAUUUUUAAUGCUAGUAUUUGUGGUUCUGGUAUCAUUAGAUGUGUAGUAAACGAUACUCUUGAAGUAAAAAGAAAUCGUUUAGCUGUUGAAUCACGAUUAUGUCGUACAUUAAUUGCACCAGAAGAUAAUGUAACAAUGGCUCGUAGUGUUGAUGAUUUUGGUGAAGAACUCGUUAAUGUUAGUCUAUGGAGUGAUUUAAAAAGUUUUCCACAUUUGAAAACAGAUUAUAAUAUAUCAGAUGUAACACUUGUUUUUCGUGCUUCAUCAUUAAGAUCAGCAUGCAAUGAACGAAUUACAUUUUUAUCAUUACGAUGUGAUGAUCAAAUAGAAAAUGCAACAAGAUAUAAAGUUCAAUAUCCAAUAGAUUCAUCGUUAAAUUGUGUUUCUGGUACAUGUGAUGGUUGUACAUUUCGUUUUCUUUUACGUACAAUAGAUGCAUGUCCCAUAUGUGAAGAAUCAACUGGAUAUGAAAUAUUUAGAGGUGAAUGUCAUAUGGGAAAACAACAAAUUAGAAAAAUACCAAACAGUUAUUGUAUACGAAGACUGAGGGAACAUUCUGAAAUUCAAAAAUGUUCAUUAUUAACAAUUGAAAUAGAAAUUGUUAUUCUUAUUAGUUUUAUUACUGCAAUUAUAUUAUGUAUAUUAUUAGUGUAUUGUUGGAAAAAAAAUAAAACCUUACAAUAUCGAUAUAUGCAAUUGAUUGAGAAUGUAAAUCCGGAUGAUGAUGCUCCAGUUGAUAAUGUUUGUGGUACCGGUUUAGAUGAUGAAGACGAUGAUGAAGAAAUUGAUAUGAAAAAACAAUCAAAAGCAAAAAAAUUCAUGAACGUCGUCAAAAAAGCAUUAAAAAAAGAUAAUAAUCAACCACGUGAGAAUUUUUUAUUAACAAGUGAAGCAUAA
Molecule: messenger RNA, 4982 nt
Organism: Didymodactylos carnosus
Lineage: Eukaryota; Metazoa; Rotifera; Eurotatoria; Philodinida; Philodinidae
Source: the annotation of a GenBank genome assembly